This is a messenger RNA of Pyricularia grisea, 1571 nucleotides long. RefSeq lists its product as uncharacterized. NCBI's taxonomy places the organism in Eukaryota, Fungi, Ascomycota, Sordariomycetes, Magnaporthales, Pyriculariaceae. Gene Ontology annotation, biological process: proteasome-mediated ubiquitin-dependent protein catabolic process; protein polyubiquitination. The transcript has 2 exons. Gene Ontology annotation, molecular function: ubiquitin conjugating enzyme activity. Bases 477 to 1259 code for a protein of 260 amino acids. The record is from RefSeq and is a predicted model, not a curated record.
CUUUCAUCUCCUGCAUUGACUCAAUAGCCUACAAUCUUAAUAGAACGCAUUGUUUAUCUUUUGAAAUCGUAUAGAAUUUCACAGUUCACCUCACACCAUUCAAAACGAUUAUUUUUUUUUAUUCUGCUCACGGACACGGCUAGUUCCAUCUGGUCGCAGAAUCUCCAUCUCGAAUCGAACCUUAAUCGGCCCUGCACGUACAGAAACGUUCUUGCCUUGCAUCGUCGACAGCAAUCCUCGCACCUGACUUACCUGAUUCAAGUCGGCCUCAAAACCACAUCAGAAACUCAGAACCGGUUUGCCGAUCUUUCAAGUAAUCAUAUAUUUUCCCCCAAGCAUCCGAGCGAGGCAAACUUCAGAUAAAGACCGAGCCAUCUCCAUACUUAGCCUACGGUGAACCGACAAUCCCCAAGAUUACACCGGCGUACCCUGUAAACCACACGACUUCCCUCACCUGACGUCUGCUGUAGCCAGCGAUGGCGUCGUCUCGGUCGACAGCCCCCGGGGCCGCCGGGGCCAAGCAGCGUCUUGCAUCCGAGUUCGCUUCGCUGUUGAAGGAGCCGUGGGUUCACUUCAACGACCCGGACAUGAUUGCAGCAAACCUCUUCCACUGGAGGUUUGGUCUGGUGGUCACGAACCCGGACUCGGACUUUUACGAGGGCUACUUCAAGGUCGACAUGGCUUUCCCCACAGACUACCCAUACUCCCCACCCCAGUUCAAGUUUGCGACAUCGACCGGCAUUUUCCACCCAAAUGUCUAUCCAGAUGGACGGACGUGCAUAUCGAUUCUUCAUCGACCGGGAGAGGACCUGAUGUCUGGAGAGAUGGCUUCUGAGCGUUGGUCGCCGUUGCAGGGCGUAGAGUCGGUGCUGCGCUCUGUCCUCCUACUUCUCGACGACCCGGAGAUUGGAUCACCAGCCAACGUGGACGCAUCCGUCACAUACCGCGAUGACCGAGCUAGGUACAAGCAGCGGGCACGCGAGGCGGUGGCACGGAGCCACAAGGACAAGCCUGAGGAUUUCGUCAUGCCCGAGAGCCUCGAGGUUACCAAGCCUCCACCCAAGGCCGACUACGACGAGGACUUUUUCCAGCCGAGCGACGAGGGUGAGUUCGACUUUGGCGGUAGCGACACAGACGACGAGGGGGAUAUGGAGUUUGAGGAUGAGGACGAGGAUGAUGAGGAUGUCAAGAUGGAUACGGAGGAGAAGGCUGAGAGGCGGCAGAAGAAGGCUGAAGACAGCGACGAUGGAGUUUUGUGAAGAAGCGUCGGCCUGUCUGUCUGUAUCCUUGAAGACUAGGUCUGGAUUAUGACCGGUCGAUAAAUGGAAGGGCUGUUUUGUUUUUGCUCUGGCGUUUGGGCUCUAUUCGAUGCCUUCUACUACGUUCCUAUGAUGUCGUUUGAUUUCCUACAGUUUGUCUCGUUUGUGGCAUAGCGUCGAGGAGGCGUUCUGGCUGGCAGAUGAUGGCGACGGUGGAGUUUCAGGGAAGAUCGUUGCUAUUGUGGUGCUGGACCUUUCGUAAGGGAGUUCUGGUUGUUCCAUGCGAUAUUCAACUAUAGACAUAUGCAGCGG